GUGUGUGUGUGUGUGUGCGUUUGUGGACACCACGUAGCAGGGAGCUGCAGGGAGUCAGCUCUCUGUCAGUAGCACGCAGAGACGCAGGGCGAGGGUGCGCGCACUGUUGUUUUUGUCCCGCAGAGAAAAGUUGCAGAGGAAAUCGACAGGUAGAACUUUUGCGCAGCAGCAGCAGCAGCCGUGCGCUCCUCGCUGUCCUCCAUCCGGCGUGUGGACUUUUUCUCUGCUCGUGGAGCUCCAACUCAAAGCUGUUCCUGAUGUAUAACAUGAUGGAGACUGAACUGAAGCCCCCCGCUCCGCAGACCAACACGGGGGGCAACACCAACACCUCCGGCACCAACCAGAAAAACAGUCCGGAGCGGGUUAAGAGACCCAUGAACGCCUUCAUGGUGUGGUCCAGGGGCCAGAGGAGGAAGAUGGCUCAAGAGAAUCCCAAAAUGCACAACUCGGAGAUAAGCAAGAGGCUGGGCGCCGAGUGGAAACUUCUGUCGGAGAGCGAAAAGAGACCUUUCAUCGAUGAAGCCAAGAGGCUGCGCGCCCUGCACAUGAAGGAGCACCCGGAUUACAAAUACCGGCCCCGGCGGAAAACCAAGACCCUCAUGAAGAAGGACAAGUACACCCUGCCCGGCGGGCUGCUGGCCUCCGGAGGGAACGGGAUGGGCACCGGGGUCGGUGUGGGAGUGGGGGCCGGGCUGGGCGGCGGGGUCAACCAGCGGAUGGACAGCUACGCGGCGCACAUGAACGGUUGGACCAACGGCGGCUACGGCAUGAUGCAGGACCAGCUGAGCUACCAGCACCCAGGUCUGAACGCGCACAACCCGGGCCAGAUGCAGUCCAUGCACCGCUACGACAUGAGCGCGCUGCAGUACAACACCAUGACGAGCUCGCAGAGCUACAUGAACGGCUCCCCGACCUACUCCAUGUCCUACUCCCAGCAGAGCACGCCGGGGAUGACCGCGCUGGGCUCCAUGGGGCCCUCCUCCGUGGUCAAGUCCGAGUCCAGCAGCUCCAGCCCGCCCGUCGUCACCUCGUCGUCCCACCGGGCGGCCCCGGGGUGCCAAAGCGGGGAUCUGAGGGACAUGAUCAGCAUGUACCUGCCCGGGGCGGAGGUCAGCGAUCAGAGCGGCCAGACCAGACUACACAUGUCCGGCCACUAUCAGAGCACCGUGCCCGGGACGACGAUCAACGGCACGCUGCCCUUAACACACAUGUAAGAAGAGGAAAAGAAAAGGAAAAAAAAAAAAAAAAAAAAUCAAAAAACUUUUAUAAGAGAAACUGUGGACUAUACGUGGACUAUUUUUGUACAGAAAAAUUUUCGGGGUGGGAAAAGUUGUAUAGAAGUCUCCAGGGACAAAAACGUUUUUUCUUUCUUUCUUUUUUUCGUUUUUUAAAUUUUCAUUUAUUCUAACAGGAACAAAUCCCCCCCCCCUUCACUGGAGGAUGAAGUUUGGAAAAACUAAAAAAAAAAAAAAAAAAAAAAAAAAAAAAAAAAAGUGGGAGUCGCAAUCACAUCUUUUAUUAUUGCAAUCACCUUUUGUACAGUAUUUAUCAAAGAAACAUUACAAUCAGAUGAAAUUUUUAAACUGCAAGAGGUUGCAUUCCUCUCUCUUAAAAAAGUAAAACAACCAAUUCUGCAGAAAAUAAAGAGGCAGAAUUAAUGGGAAACAUUGGAAAUUAAAGGGACAUAAAACGAAGCAGGUAAUGACUGAUUGUGUUUUGUUUUU
Thalassophryne amazonica is the source of this 1724-nucleotide messenger RNA. It is a transcript of the gene sox2, whose product is annotated as SRY-box transcription factor 2. The record is from RefSeq and is a predicted model, not a curated record. Bases 258 to 1214 code for a protein of 318 amino acids. Lineage: Eukaryota; Metazoa; Chordata; Actinopteri; Batrachoidiformes; Batrachoididae. Gene Ontology annotation, biological process: cell differentiation; anatomical structure morphogenesis; regulation of DNA-templated transcription. Gene Ontology annotation, molecular function: RNA polymerase II cis-regulatory region sequence-specific DNA binding; DNA-binding transcription factor activity, RNA polymerase II-specific. The transcript is spliced from 2 exons.